Molecule: messenger RNA, 2298 nt
Organism: Penicillium manginii
Lineage: Eukaryota; Fungi; Ascomycota; Eurotiomycetes; Eurotiales; Aspergillaceae
Exons: 2
Coding region: 1-2298 (765 amino acids)
Source: RefSeq, a predicted model, not a curated record
AUGGCGGACCCCAAUGCCCCGUGGCGAGGCCGCCCAGGCCCCAAGAAUCCCUCCCCAUCCAACGCCAACAGCCCCCUCUCGCCCGCUAGUGCUGGAAAUACCCCCGUUUCUUUUCGACCCAAUGUGAAUCGCGCAAAGACUAAGCGCUGGGUGGAAGCGAAGCAGUACUCAUACGACGGUGGAGACUGGGGAUCCGAAGAAGAGGAAGAAGAAGAGGAAGAGCAACCCCCUGCUGCACCUCGACCCCCAUAUGCAACACAAAGAACAACCAGCUCGUCAGAAUUGAGCUCCAGGCGUCCAUCGGGACUUGGAUAUGGUGUCGAAGAGUCGCGAGCCAGUCCAGCUGCGGCAACACCAACUGGAGGUGAACAAAAGAAUCUGCCAUUUGUCAGGCCCGCCGAUAUACCCAGACGCGCAACGGAUGAACCACCAGCUCAGCAAGGCCCGGCGGGAUUCGGGCUCCGCUCGGAACCUACGCAGAGUGUUGAGCCAGCACCACUUGGAACCCAGCCUUCGAGUAUAACUCAAAAUGCGCCCGUCGGGCUGCCUGAGGUCAAGCGCUUCUCUGGGUUCGGAUCUGAUUUCUUAACUGGAACUGACUCUAACCAGCAAAAUCCGAGUGCCGAACAGAACUCUCUACGCCAUAAUCCCUCGCAGGCCUCGGAGACUUCACAGGGAUUCCGUUCGGUAGUCCACCAAGCUUUUGAUGUUCCUGAAACACCAAACUCCACCGCCGAUAGCGUGACUCGUUCUAACAGUGAUGGCACCUCUGUGAUUAGCCCGAUCAUGAGCCACCGUGUGCCCACCGAUGACAAGACCCCCACGAUUCCCGAAGAGCCUACCGAUGCCAGUACCCCAACAGGCGCUCCACAGGAUGCGGCCGAGCCACCAUUCUUCAAGCCUGGUCACCGGCGUGACCUUAGUCUCCCAGAGCGAGAUAAUAGUCCCUCCAAGCGCCCCGUCGUUACCGACCAUGAUACUCCUCUGGCUGGUCGAGCGGAGCUUACCUCGGUAUCUCCAGGUCAAGAGAACAGGUCACCUGAGCGACCUGUAGACACCACCGCCCCGCCAACAAUCCCUACGUCAAAUACCCUCGAUGGCGAUUUCGUUGCGCCUCUCAAAUUUGGCAGUGCUGGCACGUCGGGAUCGGAAGGAUAUCGGGGAAGUAUUCCCGCUAUCGUUGGCGCUAAUACCUCUCCUAACGAGGCUGAUAACGACCGACUUCGAGAGGAGAUUAUGCGCUCUUUGAGCAGAGAAAACUCCCAGGAACCGGAAGAACAGCCUAGGCCGUCUCAGCCAGAAGCAGCCCAAGAGGAUUCCAUCCCGCACCAGUAUGAAAAGUAUUGGGAUGGACAGACAGGUCCAGGCGAUGGAUCCCAAAAAGAACUCGUCUCCGAGUCUCAUCCGGACUGGGUCGGCUCCCAUCCUCUUGCUCCUCAUGAUCCUUAUGCAGCCCCUUCGCAGGAGCCGCAGCCUGUCUCAGCUGAGCCACCCAAGAAGCCGAAGUUGGGCCGACGAUUCUCGUGGGAAUCAGCCUCGUCAGGUGGACCUCCUCCCGUUAACUACGAUUCGCCUGAUGGUUUAGCACCACAAGCACCGGAACCCAUUCCUGACCUCGAAGAGCUUCAUCUGUCAUCCCAAGGGAUGACCGAUGGGGAGGUUUCUGGCGCUGAAAGUCAGAAGGCAGAGAGACCUAGACUCUCCAUUGUUCCACCAAUAUCUCAGAAUGCCACUCCACCCGAGGAAGUUAUUCCUUCCCUGGAGAAAUCUCAUUUAGAUCUGUCACUGCCUGACUAUACUGGUUCCUCGAAGAUUGAUGAGUCUAAGCUCCAAGGCUUCCGCGAUAUUCUUCAAAUUUCCACUCCCGCUGCGCGUGUGCGAGCCUUUGAGGAGACAAGAACUCAAUUUGCGACUCUUGACACUGGUUUGAACCACUGGCUUCAAGUUACGCUUCAAGAUCAGUCACAGCAUGCCCACCUUAUCCAGGAAAGCCAGACUCUAUCCUCCGCGUUCCCCAAGGCAUCUCCCACUACUCGUCGAUUUCCCAAACUGACGUCUCUUGGUAAUCUAUCUGCGACGACUCGGGAGGACAGCACUCCUAUCAAUACCAGUCACGUAAGACGCCCAUCUGGCCAUAUUGGAACCAUCGUGAAUAGGCAAAACGUCGAGCAGCAUGGAAAGGAGUUCCUGCACACGGCAGGCAAGUUCGGUGGAAAAGCUGGCGAGGCGGCCAAGGGCCUGUUCGCCAAGGGAAGAAGCAAGUUCCGACAAGGUGGAAAUGACAAGGUAGAUACAUAA